Molecule: messenger RNA, 1315 nt
Organism: Erpetoichthys calabaricus (reedfish)
Lineage: Eukaryota; Metazoa; Chordata; Cladistia; Polypteriformes; Polypteridae
Gene: dnajc17
Product: DnaJ (Hsp40) homolog, subfamily C, member 17
Exons: 11
Coding region: 123-938 (271 amino acids)
Biological process (GO): spliceosomal complex disassembly
Cellular component (GO): spliceosomal complex
Molecular function (GO): nucleic acid binding
Source: RefSeq, a predicted model, not a curated record
AUUCCGCGACUUCAAAGAAGACUGGUACUGUUUACCUGCUUUCUCAUGUGAAUGCAGGCACGGGAGCGUAUUGAUAAAACAUUUUUUUUAUUUAACCAUUUUAAUUCUUAAACAACAAAAGUAUGUCUAAAGCUGCUCAACUCCAACAAACAGACCUGUACGGCUUAAUAGGCGUGGAUAUCGGCGCCAGUGACAAGGAGAUUAAAAGAGCAUACAGACUAAAGGCUUUGACAUGCCAUCCAGACAAGAACCCAGAUAACCCCAAAGCUGCUGAACUCUUUCACCAGCUUUCCCAGGCUUUAGAAAUUCUGACUGAUGCAGCUGCCAGGGCAGCCUAUGAUAAACUUAGAAGAGCGCAAAAGCAAGCAGAGGAGAGGACACAAAAACUUGAUGACAAACGAAAAAAAAUCAAGCUAGAUUUAGAGGCCCGUGAAAGGGAAGCGCAAACCUUAAAUGUUGAAGAAGAUGAAUUUAGCAUCACACAGAAACUGGAAGAAGAGAUAGCCCGAUUACAAGAAGAAGGGUCAAGACAGCUUGAGGAGCAACAGAGACUAAUACGGGAACAGAUACAAAGAGAGCAAGAAGCCAGGCUAGGCAGUCAUGGCAAAAUGGGAACUGACAGCAGUGUAACGCCAAAAUUGAAACUAAAAUGGAAGAGUACAAAACAUGAUAAGACCAAUGGUGGUUAUUCUCAUAGCCUUCUAGUUGGUCUUCUACAUAAGUAUGGUGAUGUUCUCAAUGUUCUAAUCUCAAAUAAGAAGAAUGGCAGUGCUAUAGUGGAGUUUGCCACACUGAAAGCAGCAACACUUGCAUUCAAGAAUGAAAGAGGCUUAGUAGAUAACCCAUUAAAGAUCUCUUGGCUUGAAGGACAGGUGACUUCAGAAGAAGCUACUUCAACAAAGUCUGGACAGUUCAUACAUGGAACCAACCAGUCUUGAAGACCACCAGGAAGCUCACUGACAUCACUUCCUUCUGAGCCUGCUAAGCUUCACCCUUUGGGAUAUUCAUUAUACUGUAUAACACAGCCAAAGAUCAAAGUGGAUGUCCACCCACAACUGAUGGAGACCUGUUGCUCAGACCACUAUCUUGUCAGUUACUGACACCAUCUGAUUGUGACUUGAGUUACGUAUUCUUAUUUUCUUUUUGUUUUUAGUUAUUAAAAGGGUUUUCUCUGAGGUGGAACCCCAACUAUUUAUCUUUCCCCUUUUUGUUUUUUCCCCACAAGAGGAAGUAAAUAGACAGUUUCAUACCCAAUGUCUUCUGCCCUGUACCUACACUGGGAACCUCAGCUGUCUAUUUGUUUAGAUGGACGUAC